UGCCUCUGGCACACAAACUGCUGGAGAACACUCCCGUCUUUCCCAGGCAUUGCCAUCCCCAGUGAACAUAAAAAAACAACUACAAACACAGAGAGAAAAUGGAAGACAAUGGGAGCUAGAGUGUAUUUUUGUAGUUUUCAGUUUUAAAAAGUAAGUUGGCCUUAUGUUACAGUUGUCAGACCAGCUUUGCCAGUUUGUGGAACUGAAUUAAGUAACCCCUGAGGCGAUCGGGUUCCUGUCUGCAGUCGGAGUGUUUAUCGUUCUUCUGGCUGUCCUCUUCCUCUUUAUCAACAAGAAGCUUUGCUUUGAAAAGAUUGGUGGCCUGCCGUGCUUGGAGCAGCGAGGAAAGAAGAAACGGACCAAGGAAAAGGCUGGCAUUCACGAGGGGCUGGAAAACAAACUUCCAAGCAACAAAGUUCAGGAGCUGGAAAAUUGAUAGCUGUGGCAUGUUGUCAAAUUAAACCUCCUCCAGCCGGAUUGCCAAGUAUUAUCUAGACUUUCAAACCAUGGCGUCUUCUCAAGAAGCUCACAAUGACCUCCCUCCAUUCUCUGCAUGGAUGGCUCGAAUAUCUGAAGCCAUAUCCACCACAUUUCUCAACCUUGGUCAGGGAACAGCAACUGGGGAUGAAAACGCUGACACCAAUGCAAACGACUAUGACAGCCUUAAAUCUGAUUCGGAUGUGGAAGACAUCCCUGAGGAGUCUGAGGAUGAAACUCAGAGUGUGGGGAGCACAGAUUCACUGCAACCUGCUGGUGAUGUACAUGUGGAACCAAACAACGACAAUAGCUAUCAAAGCAGUGCCAGUGGAGGCUUGGACAUCUCUCCUUCAACCCAGCAUGAUAAUGUUUCUGUGAAAUCUGCUGGCUCAGAGAUUAGCUACCAGGCCUUUACUGAUGACCAACUUCUAGACAGGCUUUCUACCAUUCCUGAAGAGACUGAACACCUGGAUAACCAGAUAAGAGACCUUCAGAUGGAUAUUAAAAUACAUGAGCUUCUAAGCAUUGGUAAGAACCCAACGGCAGACGGAGAUAGGUUGAGUAAGAGUUACCACGAGGAUGACAGCUUAUCGAUGGGCGGCCAUGCGGCCUCUGAGAGGGGAGAUUCGGGGCUGCGCAAGGUGUCUGGGACAGAAGGCAGCAUCGCCCCCAGUCCCAGCAGACAGGCCACCGAGGGAAGUCUGGAGAUGGAGACAGCCUUCGACAACCAGGGCUAUGACGUGAAUGAGGCGACAGACAGCUCAUCAGCCUGGAGCCCUGAGGAACAGGAAGCUACCGAUGGACCUUCCCAGCAGCCCGACACGCGCAAACCCAUAUCAAAGUGCGGGGACCUCAUUAUUAUACUUGACUAUAAGGCCGACAGCCAGAAGCUGCUAGUAACCGUGGUGACUGCGAAGGACAUCCCGGAUAAGGACCGCAGCGGAGUGGACACCUGGCAAGUUCAUGUGGUCCUCCUGCCCAGCAAGAAGCAGCGGCACAAGAGCGGGGUGCAGAGGGGCUCCACGCCCAUGUUCAACGAGACCUUCCGCUUCAGCAAGCUGGAGGCAGACGAGCUGGGACACUACGCACUGCGCUUCCGCCUGUACGCUGUGCGCAAGAUGACCCGCGAGAGGAUGAUGGGAGAGAAGCUGUUCUACCUGAGAAACUUGAACCUGGAGGGAGAGAUGGAAGCGGUGCUAGUGCUGGAACCGCGGAGCAACAUGAGUCAAAGCCUACUUUUGGCGAAUGUAAACCAACUGGACAAGAGCGGUGAUUCCCAGGUGAGCUUGUCUGCCAUCUCCCACAGCGAUAGCGCCUCAUCUACACAGUCCCUGUCUCACGGAGGCGUCCCAGAGCUCCUCAUUGGCCUGUCGUACAACGCCACCACGGGCCGGCUCUCCAUCGAGGUCAUUAAAGGCAGCCACUUCCGAAACCUGGCCCUCAACCGACCACCCGACACCUAUGUGAAACUCACACUUCUGAACUCGGUGGGUCAGGAGAUCUCUCGGUGUAAGACGUCUAUCAGGAGGGGCCAGCCCAACCCCAUCUACAAGGAGACCUUCAUUUUCCAGGUGGCUCUCUUCCAGCUCUCCGAUGUCACGCUCAUGAUCUCCAUCUACAACCGCCGCAGCAUGAAGCGCAAGGAGAUGAUCGGCUGGGUCUCCCUGGGCCAGAACAGCAGCGGGGAGGAGGAGCAGAACCACUGGUUGGACAUGAAGGAAUCCAAGGGCCAGCAGGUGUGCCGGUGGCACGUCUUACUUGAAUCCUAGACUUCCAUACGAAAGUCCAAAGAAGGUCCUCUAAAGUUUGUGGCCUUGUACGAAUCCAACGAGGACCAGUGUAGACUUCUAGAACUGGCCGCUUUGCUGGUGCUAAGAUGAGUUCUGUUGCUUGUUUGCAUUUUGAUUACUUUUCUAUCAACCAGAACCUACUUCAGACCAGUUGCUGCAGUGCAUUCAGAAUUACACAUGAGGCAAUCUAGGUUUGAUGUAACAAGGGUUUGUUCAGAUGAAAGGUCAUCUAUUAUUGUUCACUGUUAGAAGUCCUCACAAAUAAAGACAUGAGGUGGCCUAAUGCACUAAAUCAUUACUACUAAUUCUUAUGCACUUGCGAUACAUUUUUAUUGCAUGCCAUACGUUUUUUAACACUAAGUAAAAGGAACUAUGCCAAAAGCUGAAUGUUCUCAAAAUGAUCUGUGUCAUUUUUUGUCUUAGAUACACAGUCCCUAGAGAAGCUAUUUCACAACUAUCUUCCUAGUCAUACUCUUCAGUUCAUCUUAACUUCCAUCCAUUGAGCCUUGAGGAAUACGUAUCAACUGCCAGUGGUGUGCUUGGUUUUAGAAAGUGAAAUACCAUGAGCCGCAGCUCUAGAUAUUCAGGCAAUGUGCCACAUCUACCUCACAAUCAGCCUUUGCACUCUCAUGUAGGGAGUCCCACCUGUCUAUCAUGGCAGCACAUAUGCAUCUUUAACCCUAGUAAACUAGGUGUGGAUUGGCUGUUGUGAAUGGUAGCCCUGACCUACAGAGAACUGAACUCUAGUUUCAGGACCUGCCACCAGUCUUCAUUAGAGGAACAGCAGCAGGCAUUAAAGAACAGUGCCUGCUGGUAUGGAGCCUGGCUAUUGUCCUGGGUGGACAGCAGCUGUAAAGUGAGUGAUACUGAAUGUUGUGUAGAAUUAGAUUGCUGUUGGUUUUCUGUCGAGGCAUGCUCACCACAAAGGAGAUGAUGUUUGUAGGAAUUUCCUUUAAUUUGCAUUUAAAAAAAUACUUCAGUCCAUUUAAAAUGUUGCCUUGUCUGUUAUGUUGUAAAGUCAUCUCUAUAACCUUGUGUCAACAGCAGUGUGACGUUCACUUUGAAAUGUCUCAUUUUUUAGGGGAUAUUCCUCACAGUGUCUACAAACGCAGAGCUUUCUUUGAAUUCCGUUCUAUUCAUUCUGACACCAAGAAACACUGGCUAGAGUUCAAACAACAAAGCAUUUUACUGUUAACCAUAUAAUCCCAAAACACACCUACAGUAUGCAUGUCCUUAUAUUCAUGUACAUUAAAAUAUAUAUAUAUAUAUAUAUAUAUAUGCAUUAAAAUAUAUAUUUUAAUGCAUUUGAAAUAAAAUCUAUUUUAUAUGGCAUGACUUUAUAUUUUAUUCUGUCUGUAUGUUUUUAUAAAGUGCCUGUAGGUAAGCGUCGGUGUGGGGCUGUGAUGUGUAAGCAUUACGAGAAACAAAACCAGUGUUUAAGACCAGCAUGCGCUAAAUGUGUUGCCGUGGUAUCAAAUGGAAGCAUGAUCCGUCAACCCCCAGGGGGCAGUCUACACAGGGCCUCUGCAAUGCAUGCAAAGAUGCUGCAACAAGAACACAAUGUUUUGUAUGUAUUUUAUGAUAGUGUCAGUUGUGAUUAACAGUGCAAUAUUCAGUAGUAAAUGAUAUGCAUCUUCAGGGCUGCUAAUCCGACACACAUAUAAAUGUUUUAACAAGAAAGGUGGGAAAUCUCUGUGAUAGCAUCUUGCUAGCUGAAAGCAAACUGGAAGCUAACCGUUAUGGAAGUUUCCUGUAGUGUGUUUCAUACAGUAUAGCAUGACAAUUCUGCAGCUGUGCUUUGACCACUUCCUGCUCUACUACAUUAAAACUUAUAUAAGGGAAUUAUAAACAAACAACUCACUGAAUGUUGAGUCUCUAUAAAAAGAUUUGCAAUGUAUUUAAACUUUUCUUUUUUUUUACAAAAAUGAAAAAGGUGCAACAAUACAUUUGCUGUCCAGCAGAUUAGUGUUGCCAACUGGCUCUGUGUUCAUUUAUACAUGAUAUGUAAUUUAGUGUACAUACAGCUAGGGCCAAAAUGUUUUGCAUCACCCUAGAAUCAACUAAUCCAUAUACUAAAUAAAAUAAACUGACAAAAUGUUGAAUUCUAACAUGAAAUACUUUUAUUUGGUUUCUAUUAUGGCUUCAAGUAGACUUUUGCGAUAUCAUUUUCUAGUUUCUUUGAUUACAUGAUGUUAAAUUUAAAAAAAAAAUGAUGUUCAUAUAGUUUUUUCUUUUUGUUAUUUUUUUAUUUUUUUUUUAAAUUUGUAUAAUGUCUCCAUCCUAAAACUCUAGGUGAAGCAAAACUUUUGGCCAUAGCUGUACAUGUUGUAAAAUGGGACACACAGAACGAAUACGGUGUCUGCUCAAACACUAUACCUGGGAUAAUUCAUCAUAUCUGUGCAUGGUACUCUUUUUAUUUCACCAAGCGGAAUAACCUGUAAUUCUAACAACCAGUGGAGGGUAGAAUCCCUGAAAGGGUGUGACUACUGUCCUUGUGCUCUAUUAAAGAGCUCUUGGAGAGCUUCUCCUGUAAUGAUCUAUACAGUACCUAAAGGAAGGAUUGUUAAUGUUAACUGCACAUAUACAGGCUAAUAAAUGAAUGGCAUAUACCCCCUCAAAAAGCAUACCAACAAUACCAGUAUUCAUAGUGCACUUUGUGCAUCAUGAGUAAUGUCCUAUUUAUGCAAGCCAUGUCAUAUAGACAAACUAUCAAUGAGCAGGGGAUAUGACACUGAAAAGAGCAAACUAAUUCAAAUAGAAAUAUACAGCAAGGCUAUACCCUUUAGCAUUCUGCACCUACAGUGUUAAGUGUGUCUUAUUCUUAUUCCUGGUCUCAUACAAAGUCUUGUUCUGGAACUGCAUUCAAAAUGUGCAUUAUUGAAAUUGUCAAGUAGUGUUCUACAAAUAAUAAAAAAAAACUCUUAAUAUGAGGUGAAUUAAAAAUGUGAGGGCCUAUGAAAAUGAUGGUUGUUCAGCUUCCCUGCUUUGUAAUCUUUCGAAUUGUAUGCUGGUACAUCAAACAGCUGUUUUUUGGCCAAGUUAAGGUUCUUUCUUAAAAUGAAAUAAAAUUAAUUAUGCAAUACA
Acipenser ruthenus (sterlet) is the source of this 5351-nucleotide messenger RNA. Its product is annotated as synaptotagmin-16-like. Bases 507 to 2246 code for a protein of 579 amino acids. Lineage: Eukaryota; Metazoa; Chordata; Actinopteri; Acipenseriformes; Acipenseridae. The record is from RefSeq and is a predicted model, not a curated record. The transcript has 9 exons.